This is a messenger RNA of Protopolystoma xenopodis, 240 nucleotides long. The record is from the annotation of a GenBank genome assembly. NCBI's taxonomy places the organism in Eukaryota, Metazoa, Platyhelminthes, Monogenea, Polystomatidea, Polystomatidae.
AUGUGUGCCAACUCUUGGGGUCACAUCGUCAGGACGACGAGUGUCAGGUUCUGUUGUCAGGCCUACCGCUCACAACGUGCGGAUAGCCUCUGGGCCUUGUUUUCUUAUCGUCAGACUCUCAUGCUUCGUGCAAACGUCGACAAGCAUACCGGCCAACCAAGGCUGUUAUCGCGGGAGCCGGCUGCCUCGGCAACGGGAAAAAAGUGUGGCCGUAAAGUGUACCAGUCGGAAAGAGAGUGA